Messenger RNA from Racocetra persica, 1669 nucleotides. Lineage: Eukaryota; Fungi; Glomeromycota; Glomeromycetes; Diversisporales; Gigasporaceae. The record is from the annotation of a GenBank genome assembly.
CUCGAAGUUUAUCUGAUGAGGAAAUAGUCGAUAUUUGUACAUGCGUCAAUAGACCAGAGCGUGAAAGACUUACCCUACGAAAGAAACAUCUGCCAAUGAGCCAUGAGCAAAAAAAGGAACAACUGAGAUCUAAAAAAUUAGAAAAUUUCUUUGGUGAACAACCACCACGCGCACAGCCAACCGGAAUAGCUGGAAUAUCACAUAGGAAAUUAAGAAAUUUCUUUGGUCAACGUCCACCAUCUGAAUUAAUUUCAUCAAAUUUGACAGACUAUUUCCCUGGUCAUGCUACUGAAGAUCUUGAACGUAGCGCCAGAAGAUCUAUGAUAAGAGCUUCAAGAAGGAUGUCUUCUGCUUCUAGAACUUCAAGGACAAGAUCUAGACGUAUAUCUAGAACAUUCGAAGAUCCCAAUAGUAGACUGAAAAUUAUUAUGGAUGUACCGUCAACGACUAACAAAUCAACGGAUAACAGCACUAGAAACUCAUUAGUCAAUAUUAAACCUAACUCUUUUAAUAAACAAAUUAUGCAGCAGCGGCACGAAAGUGGACAAGCAUCAAAUCGAACACCGGGGGUGGAUAUAAAUGCUGUUGGGUCGCUCGAUGGAACCAGUAUAUAUGAUGUCGAUUUGGAUUCAGUCGAAGAUAAACCUUGGAGAAAACCAGGGGCUGAUAUAACGGAUUAUUUCAAUUAUGGCUUCAAUGAGUAUACGUGGAAGGCUUAUUGUGCAAAGCAAAAACAAAUGCGAGAAGAUCAACAUUCGCGAAAGAAAAUUCAUGUAUAUGAAUCUAAGCAAGAAGUAAACAGUUUGCCGCCAGAAUUACAAUCUAUUAGUCAACCGCAAUCAGGGUUAGAUCAUCCGAGAUUCCAACAGCAACGAGGAAGAGGACGUCGUGGGAGGGAUCAAGACGAUUCUGUAAUCCAAGUUGUGUCUAGUGAAAGAGAGGCUGCUUUGGAAGAAUUGGAACCAAUUCCACCGCCAACAAUGGAUGGACCUCAAAAUGAAGAUUACGGUAUGGACGCCAAUGGAUACCCGCAUGAUUUUCAAGAAUACGUCCGACUCGGUCCACCGAUGGGAAUGAGAAUGUUUCCUCCACCGGAUAUGCAAAUGGGACCUCCGCCACCAUUUUUUAUGGGAAAUCCAGAAAUGCCACCAACUGGUCCGAUGGGAUUUGAUCCAACAUAUCAAGGUGGCCAACCCAUGCGUAGAAUGAUGCGUCCCACAGGAAUGCCGGGAGGGAUGCCCGGUAUGGCAACACGUAUGCCACCAACAAUGCCUGGUGGUAUGCCUGGUGGGAUGCCCGGAAUGCCACGAGGGAUGCCCGGAAUGCCUGCGGGAAUGGUUGGCCGUGGACGUGGGAUUGCAAUGGACGAAAGACCAUUCUUUUCCAUGGAUGAUCAAUCGUGGGAAAUGGAAAACCGUAAUACACAAACGUUUCGUCCUGGAUUUGCAGGACGACCGCCAACUGGCCCAAUGCAUGGUAAUAGAUCCGAUUUCCAUGAUUGGGAACAUUCACCACCCCCAGACGCACCGUAUUCUCAUAGGAUGCGACCAUCUUUCCGACCUAACGCACCGCCUACGGGGCCUGCCGAGCAGUCACAUCAUCGUAAUCUUGUUUCAUCUGUUGAUAGCCCUAGUUCUGAUCGUGGCGAAGAAGAAAAUAGGAGUACCUC